UCUCUUGUCAGUGCACAAAACAGCGCAUGCGUCUUACUUUGCUCCUCAGUCUGAAACUCGGGGGUUGAGUUCAAUUAGGAGAGACCAUGUCCGCCAUCAGCCAUUUGCACUCCUAUAUCUUCUCAUUUAGAACAAAUUCUCGAUGAAAUAGCGGUUGCACGCGGCCUCAAGAAUGGCCACGUCGGGUGCUGUUCAGGUGAAACUAGAACUCGGACAUCGUGCCCAGGUCAGAAAGAAACCCACCGUUGAAGGCUUUACGCACGACUGGAUGGUGUUUGUCCGAGGACCAGAGCACAGCAACAUUCAGCACUUUGUGGAAAAAGUCGUUUUUCACCUGCACGAAAGCUUCCCAAGACCAAAACGAGUGUGUAAGGAUCCACCCUAUAAAGUGGAGGAGUCUGGAUACGCAGGCUUCAUCUUGCCCAUUGAAGUUUACUUCAGAAAUAAGAUGUCCCACUGCUCUUCUCAGGAAGAACCUAAGAAAGUGCGCUUCGACUACGACCUGUUCCUACACCUGGACGGCCACCCGCCUGUCAAUCACCUGCGCUGCGAGAAGCUCACCUUCAACAACCCCACGGAGGAGUUCCGCAGGAAGCUGCUCAAAGCCGGCGGGCAACGGGAUCCUAGCAAAAGAAGUUUGGAAGACUCUAAAGUGAUGGUAAUGCAGGAGGGCUCCACAUCUCUAUUCGGCCAGCAUCUCAAGCUGCCUACACUCCCCAGCAGCUCCCUGACAUUGACAUUGUCUGAUGCUAAGAAGAGCAAGGUCUUCCCGGGGUCAAAGGUCAGUGGCGGUCUCCAGGACAGUUCCAAAGGAACUGGUGCCCUCCUCACCACCACCACCACCACCACUACUAAUAGUAGCAGCUCAUCCAAGCUACACAAACCCUCAAAGGACCACAAAGACAAGCCUUCAAAAGAGACCAAAAGUGCCUUCCGAGACUGUGGCAGGGAACCCAGCAAAGCCUCCAAAGAUUUCUCCAAGAAACCCAAAGAGAACCAGCCUCUUCUUCGUGACAACCCCCCCAUCCCCAAGAUGGGCUUCAAGGAGCCCAAGACCAUGUCCAAGGAGCACCGGCAGGAUGGGAGCUACUUGCACGGGGCCGGGUCUGGGGCGGGGACUAACAAGCGACUGUCUGUCACUGACUGCGAGGACCACGUGACCAAAAAGAAAAAGAAAAACUUAGCGGAAUUGUCGUUAAAACCGACAGGGGGCUCGUCCCUGUCGCACGCCCAGUCCCACCACUCGGAUAAGAAACUGCUGAAGGACAAAUCCCAGGUGCACCCCGCUAAACUGCGGGUGGACGGCCGCGAGGUGCUAGGGGAGCGCAGAAAGGCGUUUCCGGAGCUGAUGGACGCCAACUACUCUGACAUGGAGGACAAUAUGUCCACCAAAGCAGUGUCGGAGCAGCCCAGUCCGGCCAGCUCCAGUUCCAGCUCCAGCUCAGGCUUUGCAGCCAGCCACAAACGGCAAGUGGCCGAGUUCGUCCGCAGGAAGGUAGGGGCCGUCCCUGGCACAGCCCACACAGUGUUAGGUCCCCUUCGUUCGAUAAUCCAUGACCUGCAGUCGGAAGACAAUGAGGAUGACUCGGAGGACGACGACGACAUGGACUCUGACCUGGAGCGUCCGGUGCACACGCACAUGACACACCGCCAUCGCCGGGUCAGCUUGAGUGACGGCAGUGAGAGCGAGAACAGCUCAGCCCCCUCUCCCCACUCUCGACACGAGCCCCCGCCUUUACUAAAGACCAGUAAUAACCAGAUACUGGAGGUGAAGCAAACGAAGCAGGAUAAGAAUAAAAACAUUGACUGUGACAAGGCUUACCUGGAUGAGCUGGUGGAGCUACACAGACGACUGAUGACACUGAGAGAGAGGCACAUACUACAACAGAUUGUGAACCUCAUCGAGGAGACUGGACACUUCCACAUCACAAACACAACUUUUGACUUUGACCUCUGUUCCCUGGACAAAAUCACGGUACGGAAGCUCCAGAGUUACCUGGAAACGUCUGGGACGUCAUGAGGUCUGGAAGCAGCAAGCUGCCACGGUGAAGAACUUUGGAUUCUUCCUCUUAUUUGUUUUUUUUACUUGAACUUUCUCUGCGUUGCAAAAAAGACUACCGACCGGCCCCUGCCCUGGGUCCUUGUGCCUGGCGGUUAUGGUCGCGCCACUCUACUCGUUGGAACCUGGCUCUCCACACGACCAGGGUAGCCCGCGAGCGACACAGACCUGAACGGCGUGUCGGAUCACCCUUGAGAUGAGUCCUGUCGACCAGGAAUAUCACCCAGAAAGCCUUGAAAGAAUUCCACAGUUAACAAAACAAACCAGAGGAAAGAAACGGAGACCUUGCUCUUAAAAGGAAUGUGCAUAUUAUUAUCAUGUAUGUGUGUCGAAUUUUUUGUUCUUUGUGAUGAAUGAUGCAUGUUCAACACUGCCUUACCACAUUUGUCAGUCUUUAUUUAUUGAGUUUGAGUUUCAGGUGUGCGUGUUAAUAGUAGCAACACAGAAUUAGUCUUGUGCAAGCACUUCACAAUAUGCAUCUCUCUGGCUCUGGAAGGAUGGUGGAGCAACGUUGAGAUUUCAAUUAUCUCAUGUGACGGAUCAGUCAAUCGUCCCUCUCUCUCUAUGAGGAAUUCUGCCUUCUCAAACGAUAUGUUAUCAGUGCCCAAUUGUACAAGCUGAGACCAAUCGUGGACUCACAAUUGUAUUAAUUGCAUCAAUUUAUAUUCCAUUCUUGGUACCUAAACUUGAAUUGAUUUAGGAUGAUGACUAGGCAAAUUUCAGAAGUGUGCUGCAUGUUGUUUUUACAAGCUCUCGCUUGUAUUCCGCAGCUCUUGCUGUCCACAAGUUAAAACCAAGUGUGUGUGUGUGUGUGUGUGUGUGUGUGUGUGUGUGUGUGUGUUUGACCAAUCUAUUGUCAGCAGGCCUGUGCUAAAAAUGAACCAUUUUGAAUCCUGGAAUUUUGAUGGAAGAAAUGUACUCAGACAUUGAAUCUUAUUUAUUUCACGGGGUCCUUGGUUGCCAAAUCAAAGUUGCGCAUUAGAAUUGAGAAAAAAUAGAACUGAGAAAACGACAUGUUUUUGUUCACGUUGUUCUGGAGGACAUUUUCCUUUUGCUAAUCUGAGGAAUUCAUGUUGAUUUGGUUUAGUCUGCCGAGCGACGCCUCAAUGGGAAUACCAGUGGUCGUAGCUACUCACUGGGCCACACAAAGGCAGUAUGUUGUGUUUUGCUUGACCCAUGUCUGCCUUAAGUUCUUGUGUAUUCUUAGGACAUACAAUAAAAUGUGUAUUUUGUACAGAUGAGGACAUGUGCAACCUGUGGUGAAAGCAGUUAUUGGCACGGUGUGAUUUUUAAAUUUGUCUUUUUGUAUGUUGUUGCAAAGUCCUGUUGAUUAACUCGCAUUUUGUCCCUAAUUUCUCCAGUUUAAUUUCUAAGCCCAAAGAUGUUUGUUUUGGUUGGGAUGUCAUGAUGUAGUCUUUAUUUGCAUAUAAACUGUAUAUGUGAUAACAA
Messenger RNA from Oncorhynchus tshawytscha (Chinook salmon), 3508 nucleotides. Its product is annotated as protein AF-9. Gene Ontology annotation, cellular component: super elongation complex. The transcript is spliced from 14 exons. The record is from RefSeq and is a predicted model, not a curated record. Gene Ontology annotation, biological process: regulation of DNA-templated transcription. The coding region runs from base 173 to 2020 and encodes 615 amino acids. Lineage: Eukaryota; Metazoa; Chordata; Actinopteri; Salmoniformes; Salmonidae.